UCAAUCCUCUCUCUCUCUCUCUCUCUCUCUCUCUCUCUCUCUCUCUCAAACACAUACAUAAUGAGUUCAUCACAGUUUUCUUCUCUCAGCUGUGAGUUGAGGAUCAUACAAGCCAAAAACACUGAGUUCAAGACCACAGGAAACCUGUUUGUUAGAGGAAGAAUUAGGCUCAACACUAGAGAAAUCUCCGCCAAGUCUAACCAUGUUUGGAACGAGUCCAUCUCGUUGGAGUGCUCUGGAAGCGAGAUGGAUGCCAUGGACAGCUGCCUAAAGCAAGAAAGCAUAGUUUUCGAGCUCCGCUGGAGGAGCACUGUGCCAGUUUUUGGCAGAAUUGGGGGGUCACAACUCUUGGGGAGGGCAGAGGUUCAAUGGAAGGAAGUCCUUGAGUCACCAAACAUGGAGUUAAACCAGUGGGUCUCAGUGGUUUCAACAAGCGGGCAUGCUCUUGAAGGUGUCAAACCACCUAAACUACAAGUAGGGAUCAAGGUUCGAGUUCAAGCAGACCAUGUGGAAUUGGAGAAAAGAAGACAGAGAAACAGAAGGAUGAAGAAGUGGGAUGAGUGUGGUUGUGAAAAGGGUCAUGGUGACUGUUGCACUUGUUCAGAUUACGAAAUAUUUGCACUAGCAGCUGUCCUAGAGGCUUUUUAGGCACAAAGAGAACAGAAAUUUUUUCACUUCUUUUUGUUUUCCUAUUCGUAUCACACUGACCCACUUUCUUCUAGGACUGAAAUGUUAACUGGAAAUUUUCUCUGAAAAGAGACUGUAACCAUAACCAGUUUGUUUGAAAAUAUUCACUAUUUAUUUGUUUGGCACAUCAGUAAUGAGAAGGACAAUGACUUAAACAUUUCCCAGUUC
Prunus mume (Japanese apricot) is the source of this 855-nucleotide messenger RNA. RefSeq lists its product as uncharacterized. NCBI's taxonomy places the organism in Eukaryota, Viridiplantae, Streptophyta, Magnoliopsida, Rosales, Rosaceae. The record is from RefSeq and is a predicted model, not a curated record.